ACAUACCGCAGCAUCAUGGCCUCACGAACCUAUUCGGCCACCGUCGUGUCCCCCGAGCGAAUGACCCCCGCCUACGAAGUCCCCGACAUGACCCUCUCCCAUAGAGCGAAAGUCUGCUCCCUCUACCGCCGCGCCCUCAAACUCUCCCUCGACUGGUGUAACGACCGCGCCGCCUGGCGCGGCCAAGCCAUGUACAUCCGUACCGUCUUCGACGCAAACCUCGCCGUGAAUGACCGACGGACGCAGCGGGUCCUCAUCGAAGAAGCCGAGCGCAUCCUCGAUGAAUACAAGCAUCCGGAACCGUAUCGGGCGCCGACGGCGCCGGGAGGGUCGAAGUGGGAGAGGAAUUUGGAGGCGCCGAUUUUGGAUCCACCGCCGAAGAUGGAUUUGUGAGGGAGGGGUUGGGGUGGAGGGGAAGAAGGGGAAUUGAGUCGUUGGGUUCAGUUAGAUAUGGACGUUGGACGGUGGUCCGGAUGUAUGAGUGAUUCUACGGAGGAUUCUAGAGCAUCGUAUCCAUUAUCCGUCGAUCAACAUGGGAGAUUUGCGUCGAGGUGUAGAUAUAUUCCAAAUCCAAGGAUUUCCAUAAGGGGAAAUUAAAAAAGAACAUUUUAUGAUUA
Molecule: messenger RNA, 617 nt
Organism: Eremomyces bilateralis CBS 781.70
Lineage: Eukaryota; Fungi; Ascomycota; Dothideomycetes; Eremomycetales; Eremomycetaceae
Exons: 6
Coding region: 16-393 (125 amino acids)
Biological process (GO): mitochondrial electron transport, NADH to ubiquinone
Source: RefSeq, a predicted model, not a curated record